GGUUGUGGCCACAUGCAUGUCCUGCACAAGCGUCGAGAGGGGCAGCCGGAAACAGCAAGUAACUGACCGAUGCCCGCUAGCGCGUCGUAUUCUAGGCCAACUUGAGACUUAAGAGCAGGCACAGCGCGGGUGGGGACAAACCACUGUUGACACCUAUCACUCGUCCUCCGGAACCGUGCUGGAAUUCGGCUCUGAAUGCGGUUUUGAGCCCGAGAUAGCUCCGGGUCACCGCGAAGCCCUGGGAGGCCAUAAAGGAAGUCAAGUGUUCAUGCGCGAAUCUGGGGCUGAUUAGCACGGGAUGAUCUGUAUUGGGAAGAUGUAUGCAUCACCGAAGAUGACCGCCUUACGUACCGUGAAUUUGCAGGCUGAGUUCAUGCAAUUGGGGUGAUAUUUCGUCGAUGCUUUGGUCAACUGUGGCGUGCGCGUCGCCUU
Mycena citricolor is the source of this 432-nucleotide messenger RNA. The record is from the annotation of a GenBank genome assembly. Lineage: Eukaryota; Fungi; Basidiomycota; Agaricomycetes; Agaricales; Mycenaceae.